AUGGGUCUCCUAGCGUACGAAGAGCCUGCUAGGCGGCUGGAGCAACUUCUUUACUGGCGUGCAGCCGAGCAGCCAGAUGCCCCAGCCAUUGAGGACCAGGGAGAUGUUGUUGAUUACAAAACGGCUCUGUACCGUGCCAAAACGAUUGCCAAUGCGCUUUUCAGAGCCGCGUCUGAGAAUGACGUACCAUUACACCAAAAUCCAACGGUGGGACUCUGUAUCCAAAGAGGAUCGAGCGCCAUUGUUGCUCUCUUGGGCAUCCUAGUAGCCGGCUGCUGCUAUGUUCCUCUCACUUUAGACGCCGGGACCGAGAGGCUAGCGAGGACUUUCGAGAUAUCCGGCGUCCAGAUCGUCCUCACCGACGAUGCCUCUUCUCAGGCUCUAAGCGACAAGCUAGAUGAUGCCGAAACCGGCACUAAGCCAUUGCUGCUCAGCGUGCAAACACUUCUUGCCAGUCACACAGACCGUGGCACAACAGACGUCAGGCUGCCCUCAACACCGUUAGAGAACAGCGCGGCCUACACGCUCUUUUCGUCCGGUACCACCGGGAAACCAAAGGGCAUUACCAUGUCUCAUUCCUCAGUGCUCCAUUACCUGGAUGCAAGCAGGCGCACCUUUAAAACCAACAGCCUCGAUCGCUGGCUCCACGCAGCCCCCUACACCUUCGACGUCAGCCUCGAGGAGCUCUUCGUGCCGCUCAGCGCCGGCGCUUGCAUCGUCUGCCAGCCUCAGAGGGGCCUCGACUCGCUCACUGGCUACCUCGAGUUUAUCACCACCUCGCGAAUCACAGCCGUGUCAAUGCCCACGGCCUUCUGGCACCGUUUGUCGCCGCAUCUCGUUGACAGUGGCGAAAGCCUGCCUAGCACUCUCCGCCUCGUGGUCAUCGGGGGGGAAGCUGCACGUACCGAUGCAUACCGGCAUUGGGCUUCUGCUGUGAAAGGCAGUGUCGAGCUUGUCAACGCCUAUGGGCCCACGGAAUCCUGCAUCUCAGCGACAUUUGGGACACGCUUCGACCUCAGUGACACGACGUUGAACAUUGGAAGGCCCUUACCGGGGAUGAAAGCCUAUGUUGCCGAGCAUGACUCCAACGUGCUCGUGCCUGAUGGUCAAGUCGGGCGUUUGCUGCUUGCCGGGCCUCAGCUGGCUGUUGGCUACCUAAGCGAUCAAACGCUCACGGCGACCAAGUUCGUCCCCAACCCGUUCGAGGAAUGGGUGAUGCCUGGCUACGAGCGUGUCUACAACACGGGGGACCUUGUGGUCCGAAAACCGACAGGUGAGCUUGGCUUCUGCGGUCGGGUCGAUUUGCAGCUCCAGGUCCGGGGUCAGAGAGUCGAGGCCGAGGGCGUGGAGUCGGUUCUAGCGGGCUGCGCAUCUGUCAUGGAAGCCUCCAUUAUCGUAGUGGAGGACCAGGGAUCCGAGGCCAUGGUCGCAUUUCUCGUCGCGCGCGAGGGCCACCCUGAAGAGACCGUUUUGUCCGAUGCCGAGAAGAGCUGCGCCAUCCAUCUGAUAGCUUUUGAGAAGCCUUCGCACUUUGUAUUGCUGGAAAAGCUGCCGCUCAACUCAAGCGGCAAAGUAGACAAGAAGGCCUUGGCUGUCGAGUGGUGUGAACGGAGACCCAAGGCUGCCAAUGCAUCAGUUUCACCAGUCAUCACCGAUACAGAGAAGUCGCUGGCCGAUUUAUGGCGGCAGACGCUUUCUCUCGAGCCAUCAGUUCAGCUUGGGAGGGAAAGUAACCUCGCUAGGCUCGGCGGCCAUUCUUUGACCAUGGUCACGUUGACGAGCAAAAUAUACAACCGAUUCAAUGUCAGGGUCACUGUGCCCGAGCUUCUACGGCACCAGCAGCUGUCGGACAUGGCCGUCUUAUUGGAAAGUAGGCCAGCCAGCUUUGCGGGCAAGCCAUCAGCCACCCCCGAUGCCGACGAGGUCUUUGACCUAACACCGAGCCAGGAGCAGCUGUAUCUGGCUCAGAGCAAAGAGCCCGACUCCCCAUUUUUCAACGACGGCGUGGCGAUCGAGAUUCAGGGAUCUUAUGACUCGCAGCUUCUCGAGGCCGCCAUUAGGCGCAUUGUGAGGCGGCAUGAAGCCCUUCGAUGCGUGCUCGUCGGUGCUGGAAGCGCUGGUAAGGUGAAACAACGCAUUCUCCCGCUCAGCGGUUCGCUGUGGGAGAGUAUCUGGAAUCAUCAAGUGGUUCGCCCAGAUAAUCUCAAGCGGGUCAGCGCCGACUUGUUUAGUAUUCCUCUAGACCUCUUCUCUGGGCCCUUGCUCAAGAUCCAUCUACUAGAAGCCGAGAAUCCCGAAGGGAUGCCGGAUGCAAGAAUAUCGGUCCUGAUCGUACAGGCGCAUCACAUUUGCUGGGACGGUUUCUCCGACGGCAUCUUUCUCGAGGAGCUCAACACCUUGUACCAAGACCCCGUUGCUGCUUUAGAAUCCAUUGUCCCCGUCGUGGCCACGCUCGACUUACAGUCCAUACCGGCCGAAGCCUCCAUUACGGAACUGAGCGAUUACCUCCGCAAUGUGCCCGAGUCCGUCGGCCUGCCCACCGACCUGGCGCCUCCGCAGAAGAAAAGCUACAGCCGAGGCGGCGUUCUGCGAUUUGAGCUGCCUGCUACCCUGAUGCGUCAAGCUCUUGCAUCGGCUGGUCGUAACAUCACGCCAACAUCGCUGUUGCUUACCGUGUACGCAGCUGUGCUUCGACGUUUCGCCGGUGGUCAGAGCGACCUCGCCCUGGGAGUACCCAUGGCCAACAGAGUGACGGCCGAAACUGCAGCGUGUAUAGGCUUCUUCGUCAACAUGCUGCCUCUCCGAGUCCAAGCCGAGGAGGAGCAUCGGCUGUCUGACCUUCUCGACAUGGUCGAGGCCGGACUGGGUACACUGCGCAGAAACCAGCAUGUGCUCCUGGCUGAUGUAUAUCGUCGACAGCAGAGCUCAAGCUCCACACACGAAAGAUUGCUCAGGUUCUGCUUCUCCUUCCAGGACGCCCCUGAGGGAAAAUUGGCCGACGCCUGCGCCUUCAAGCGGUGGCCGCUCCACAACGGCGCCGCACGCGCCGACUUGACUUGCUUUACCGAGCUCUGCGUUGAUGGAUCCAUCUCGGGCGAGCUCGAGUACGAUGCAGACCUCUUCGACCGCGAAACGAUAGCUUCCAUUUCAGAUUGCAUGAGUUGCGUAUUACAGCGCAUCGCUUCACAUCGGGCAUGGGAGAUCCCUGUUGGACAACUGACCUUGGUCGAGACGCAGCCAAAAGAUCUGCUGGCCAUAGGAGACAAAACUCGCAAGCACCCAGAAGAUCUAGGUGCAUACCUUCUUCGGGCUGUUGAUACUUGUAGGCAGAACAACGUUGCGAUAGUCGACGAGGUCUCGAACUGCUGCAUCACAUAUGAAGAGCUAUCACGGAUGGCAAGACAUCUAGCUCACCAGAUUCAUCUCACAGCUUCACGGCCGGGCGCAGUUCUACUGCUUCUCCGAAGAUCAUGGGAGGUUCCCGUCUCCCAGAUCGCCUCCGCUCUGGCUGACCGACCUUGGAUAUGCUGCGACGUGAAUCAGCCCCGCGAAAGAGUCAUGCGCAUAAUCGACGACGCAAAACCGGGCUGUAUCAUCACGCAAAGCGGCAUUGACGCCGAUCUCCCAUCCCUUUCCACCCACGGCGUUCCUAUCAUCUACCCCGUGGAGCUUUUCAACGGCCCACGGGACGCUGCUUGGGAUAUUCCCCAGACGUCUCGGGAACCCAGCUUGGCCUAUGUCAUCUACACCAGCGGAACGACUGGGACGCCGAAAGGAGUGGCCAUCGAGCAGCAGAGCCUCAUCCAGUUCCUCGAUCAUAUCCGGUCGUGGACAGCGCGACCUGGGGGCCCGACGGUAUUCAACAGCAUUCUCACCUCGAAUACGGCGUUUGACGGGUCCUUGUCCCAGAUGUACUCGGCGCUCACAACCGGCGGAAGGCUCAUCCUUGCCAAGCACGGGGGCGAGCAGGAUGGAGAGUACAUCGCCGCAACGCUGAGCAAGCAUGAGAUCAACUACCUCUGCACCACCACGGCCGCGAUCCGCUUGUGGAUGAGCCAGGCCUCACAGUCACAUCCCGAAUUCUUCGGGCCUCGCUUCCGCUGCCUUCUCCUCGGCGGGGAUGAGCUGCCUCCUGCAUUCUUGUCGCUCAUAUACGCGCGGUCGAGCUGCCCCGAAAAGGUCGAGGUGAAGAACGUGUAUGGCCCUACCGAAGGCACCAUUUUCUCGUCAUAUGGGGAUUACAGGGCGUCCGACCUGAGCUGGCUGACUGGCAGACGUCGGAGCCCCAUCGACACGACGCUACCAAGCGCGGCCAUCUCGAUUGUCGGUCCAGACUUGCGAGACCUCCCCAGGGGCGCUGUGGGUGAGAUAGUCAUCUGGGGAUCCUGUCUAGCCAGAGAGUAUCUCAGCCUGCCCGAACUGAACGCGGCCAAGUUCAUCUCCCGCGAAAAACUGCGCGGGUGGAGGACGGGUGAUCUCGGGAGGUGGACGGGCUCAGGCAGUGGCGCUUUUGAGGUCCUGGGGAGGUCGGACUCGAUGCGCAAGGUCCUGGGCGGGUUUCGUGUCGACUUGGACGAAGUCGGACUGGCCGUGGCUAGUCAUCCAGAAGUCCGAGAAGCCCACGUCUCGGCCGUGGACGAAGAGGAUGGAGCGGGCGCAAAGCAAACCAAGGUGGUGGCCCAUGUCGUUUUGCACCGGCAGUGGCGUGAACAGCAAGACCUCGAGACGGUUUCCAACUGGCGAACCAUGUUCACCGAUGUCAACCAUAGCCUGGAGGAAUACGAUGACGAGGGGAUCGAUCUGGGGUUCGACUACCGGGGCUGGGCUUCGAGCUUCGACCGGAGCACUAUUCCGAAGGAGGACAUGGAGGAGUGGGUAAACUGUACCGUGGAGCGGAUCCUCGACCUGGACUGCUUCCGGGGAGGACAGAAACCGCGGGUUGCCGAGAUAGGCUGCGGCACAGGCAUGAUCUUGUUCCGCCUCGCAGACAAGGUCAGCAGCUAUUACGGCACAGACCUGGCCGAGUCCACGGUGGCCCAGGUGCAGCAACAUGCCGGGACCUUGGGGCACCACCACAUCCGGACACAGGCACUCCCAGCGCAUGAGUUCGACAGCCUGCUGUCCGAGGGCGAGCAAUUCGACCUCAUCAUAUGCAACUCGGUGGCCCAGUACUUUCCAUCUCUCGAGUAUCUCGACCAGGUGCUCCGGCGAGCCCGCAACAGGCAGGCCCCGUCGGGGUUGCUCUUCAUGGGCGAUAUACGUCACGAGGGACUCAAGAUACACCAUGCCGUCACGUCGGCGUUUUCCAGGGGCGCCAGAACAGCCGCAGCACUGCAGGUGUCCGCAGCCGACAUCCUGGACAAAGAUAAAGAGCUUCAGGUUGACCCUUCCUUCUUUGUAGACCGGUGUGGUGCAGUCAAUCGGCUCUUCGAAGGGCGUGCAAGGAUCGAGUGGAGGAGAGGAUCGGCCCCAACGGAGAUGACGCUAUUCCGGUACGAUGCGGUGCUCAUGAUGGUCGAGGAAGCUGAAGAAGACGAGACGCGACUAGAACGGUCUGUCUCGUGGGGGCAGGGGCAGCAGCAUCGACUCUCUGAUAUGCACACUCUUCUUCCAUCCGACACCGACAUCAUGAUUUUCCAAGACGUCCCGAACAAGCGGCUUCAGGUAUCGGAGCACCUGAGACGUUUUCUUGAUCCCACGUCAGCGACUGCCGGCCAUGAUGCUGUCUCGGCCGUGCUAGAGUCUGGCGCAACGCGGACAGGCUGGGAUCCAGAGGUCUUGGUUUCUCAAGUGCAAGCGACGGGGUACGACGCCUUGAUUGUGCCCUCGCCAAAGACGCCUGUGGCUUUUGACUUGGUUGUCUUUCGGCCGUCGUCGUUGUUCCGGAGCGCCGCGACAAGCUGGGCCUUCACACACCUCUCCGAGUUUAAUGCUUGCUCCAACACUACUCAACAGCCUUUAUGUAGUCGAGCAGAUAUGUCGCAGCUAACCCGGAGGUCAAUCUUCAUGCAUCUAUUCCACAAGAUGCCUCGCUAUAUGAUACCACACUAUAUGAUAUCCGUCGACGGCCUCCCCCUCGCAGGAACUGGCAAGGUCAAUGCCAAGCUCCUCCCAGCACCACGGCCUGGUGACCUGCUAAGCGGGGCCGCAUCACCUCAACAUCACCAACAAGAAAGCGGACACUCUGAGGACCCCGACAGCAAGCCCGGUGCGGCUAUAGUUCCCAGCGAUAUCCUCCCACUGGCCCGCGACAUCGCAGGCAUCUUCACCGAAGUCCUCGGCCGCCCCUGCUCUGUGCACGACGACUUCUUCUUCAGCGGGGGCCACUCCAUUCUCGCAGCGCGCGCGGUCCAGAUGAUGCGUACCCGCUUAUGGGGGGGAGGCCUGGCGGUGCCCUUCACAGCCGUCCUGGCCCAUCCGACGCCAACGGCGCUGGCCGCGCGCCUGGCCGACAUGCGCCGUUGGCAAGACCAAACCGGCGACCUGCCCGCGCCCUUGGUGCUGCUCCGGCCUGCUGCUACUAUUGCAUACUCGGGGAAGGAGGGGGGGAAUGAGAGGGAUGAAGAGAACCAGGGUAUGAUGAUGGACAUCGUCGUCAUGCAUCCCAUCGGGGGCGGCUUGAUGCCCAUGGCAGAAUUUGCCGAUGCCCUGGGCGCGCGGCUCCGGGGGGCGGCCCGGAUCGUUGGGUUACCGUGGACUAGUAGUGGUCGCGAACUCGCCACCACGAGGAGGGAAGAAGAAGAAGAAGAAGAGGCUUCCUCCCCCCUGACGGUGGAGGCCCUCGCGAUGAGGUAUGCCGACAUCUUGGCCGACUUCAUCAGUGCCCGCAGCAGAACGGGUCGUGACUCCAAGCAGCCGCUGUACUUGCUGGGAUGGAGCUUUGGAGGCACCUUGGCCUACGAGACGGGCAAGCGCAUACAGUCUAUGGUGGUGGAGCAAGGCCAGGAGGAAGAAACCAGUGUGCGGGUCAUCCUGCUCGACGCCCCGACUCUCGACGCCGCGGUGCGUGAAAUCGACCCCUGCGCCCUGGUGGCCGAGAAUUACGCCGAGCAUAUUAUCGAUUAUGUCGCGGAGCGCACCCGCAGCAGCAGCGCCAACAUGUCAGCGUCUGAGAAGAAGAAGAAGAACAAGUCGACGGCUCAGAGCCAGACCCAGAGCGACCAGGUCCAGAUCUUGACUCAGCUACUCAUGGACAGUCGGUUCGACGAGUACACGGACCUGGUGGCCCUUCCGCCUCUGGUCCGGAAAUGCUACGAUAAGUCCCGCGGCAUCCCGUCCUGGAUCGCGGACGCGGACCUCGUCGAGUCGUCGCUUGGGCCAGCCACGGUCUAG
Molecule: messenger RNA, 7332 nt
Organism: Hirsutella rhossiliensis
Lineage: Eukaryota; Fungi; Ascomycota; Sordariomycetes; Hypocreales; Ophiocordycipitaceae
Product: AMP-binding enzyme domain-containing protein
Exons: 4
Coding region: 1-7332 (2443 amino acids)
Biological process (GO): amino acid activation for nonribosomal peptide biosynthetic process; secondary metabolite biosynthetic process
Cellular component (GO): cytoplasm
Molecular function (GO): phosphopantetheine binding; catalytic activity
Source: RefSeq, a predicted model, not a curated record